GCUAAUGAAGCCUUGAGGCCCAUAUUGAAAAUCAGAAACAGCAUGAGUCCUAAAUCCGUUCAUUUCGCGGCAGGAUAGAUAGACGAUGCAGGGUCGUGAGGUAUACGGAACGCUAAUAUGUGACCGUUCUGAACAACGAUGCGACUCGUUCAAAUAGAGUCCAACAGCUGGCGUUUGAUAUCCAGAUCGCUGAUCACCGAUCAUCAGGCGGCGUCUGGUAGUAAUGCUUCCGGUUCGAUUCCUCCUGGCCGCAGCUCUUCACACUUCACUGCUACCGUCUUAACUGCUAAGGACAUUCAAUUUCAUCGAUUCCGUACGGGUGGGAACGUCAAAAUGAGUACCCACGAGACGUAUGGGAAGACCCUACCUGAUCAAGUGGAUAGAAUCGCCAGCUUGUCGGAUGCUCAACUUGAGCUUCUGGAAGAUGUUCGGGAUCUAUACAAAGAGCGCAUAGCGCUUGAGCGUGACUACGCAGCCAAGCUGCAGACCCUAGGCAAGAAGGUGGCUGAUAAAAAGAACAAGAAAAUUGCUGCGUUGGUCGUUGGACCCGAGCCUACCAAAUCAUGGAAUGAUAAUACUGUUCAAGAGAGCACACUCAACAAAGCUUACACUGAGCUGGUUUCGUCCAUCUUGGAAUCCGCACAGGAUCACUUAAAUGUCUCGGAUGCCUGGAACUCCCAAGUCAUUGAGGCCUUGAAAGUUGCCGAGCGCCGACAUGAAGAAGCGAAGAAGAUGCAAAUGCAACACUUCCAGAAAUUGCUUUCCGACAGGGACAAGUCAUAUGGCGAACGGCUGAAGACUAAGCAGAAGUAUGACGAGGAGUGUGCUGAGGUGGAAUCCUACCGUCAGAAACAAGAACGUUCUACAGAUGACCGACAUGCUGAACGCGCAGCCAAGCAACUGGAACAACAGCAGACGGACAUGCUCAACAGCAAGAAUGUCUACCUCAUAUCUACCGCUAUUGCGAAUAAGGUCAAGGCAAGAUUUUACAACGAAGAUCUUCCCGCUUUGGAGGACCAACUCCAAAAUCUGCAAAGCCAACUUCUCCGGAAGUUCUCCGACAUCCUAGUGGAAGCUCAGGGAAUCCAUAAUAAACACCUGGACACGCUGAAGUCUCGGGUGGCCUCGACCGAAACGGCUUUGAAGGCUAUAGAUCCAGCACACGACCAAGAUUUGUUCAUUGAUCAUAAUGUCAGGCCUUUCUCGGCCCCAACAGACUGGCAAUUCGAACCUUGUGACAUUCACUAUGACUCUGGCGACAUGAGUGUCGAGCCGUCACCCAAAGUCUACUUGCAAAAUCGACUCAGCCGAUGUAAACAGAAGUUAUCGGAACUGCGUACCGUCUUAGACGCCAAACGCAAAGAUGUUGAUCAGUUGGCCAGACUCGUCAGUUCAUACUCCAAAGACAGUAGAUUGGGUAACGUCGAAGAGGUGACCGAUAGUUAUCUUGACGCGCACCGUCAAUUAUCGUCGUAUGUUACUUCGGAGUGUGCUUUGAUGGCUGAAAUAGAAGUAAUCUCCGCAGCGCUACAGGGUGAUGAGGGUGCUCAAAGUCCCCACGCGUUCAAAAGUUCGUCUUUCUCCAUUCCUACGCAAUGCUACUAUUGUGAGUCGACGAUCUGGGGUCUAAGCAAGCAAGGAAAAACCUGCAAGGCGUGUGGUAUUUCUGUCCAUUCGAAAUGUGAGAUGAAGGUUGCGGCCGACUGCUCGGGUUCACGCGAAGCUGGGGCUCGAGGACAUUCCCCUUCAAGCUCCGUCUCGCGGACUUCGUCGAUGCUGUCCAGGAGCGACACUCGAGCUUCAGCUUCCUCAAUAUCAACCACUGUCUCCGCCACACCGUCGUCUUUUGGUCAGACGGAUUCAUCACUAUAUUCCCACGAAGAAACCUACCCAACUGCUCGCGUUGUGUUCGACUUCACGCCUACUUCGCCGUUCGAGCUAGCUGUCUCCACGGGAGAAAUGGUGCAAGUGAUAGAAGAGGACGACGGUUCAGGAUGGGUUAAAGUUGCUGACCAGUCCGGCGGCAGGGGCCUUGUGCCUGCAUCUUAUAUCGAGUUAACCGACAACGUUGGGCCGAGUGUUUCCGGGAACAACACUCGCGGGCCUCGGACUUCACAAGGUUCUGGGAAAUUCGUUCGCGGACUUUACAACUACCAGGCUCAAGGUCCCGAUGAAUUGUCUUUGCGAGAAGGAGAACGCAUCGAGUUGACCGGGGGACCUAAUGGCGGGCAGAACUAUGCCGACGGUUGGUGGGAAGGCGUCGAUGCCUCAGGGAACAAGGGGAUCUUCCCGAGCAAUUAUGUCGAAGCCAUUCCUUGAUUACCCGCGAUGAUUGACGUUGGCAUCCCACAGCGACCAUGCAUCUAGUACCGCGUAUGCAAUAUUUUUAUUCAGCCCGGACUUUAGAUUCAACAUAGGCAUUGUAAUUGUAAUUCUAAACUUCUUCCGCAGGUAUAAUAGCUGAUUCAGUAUGUCCCUCGAUUGCGACGUUUGAGUUGAUAAGUGAGCCCCGCGAAUGUGAAUUUACCCGACGAACGACGAUGUAGGAAUACUUAAGAACGCUAAAUGUGCGCCUGUUAAGUGCUGCAAUGAGAGAACAAGAAACAGACAGGUUUCAG
Messenger RNA from Somion occarium, 2618 nucleotides. Lineage: Eukaryota; Fungi; Basidiomycota; Agaricomycetes; Polyporales; Cerrenaceae. The record is from the annotation of a GenBank genome assembly.